AUGGAUGAUGUCUUGUUUGCUCGUGAGGCGGAUGCGAAGAAUGCCUAUGUAAGGGCAGCACAGAACCAUGAGAUGCUAUGGGCUGAAAAAGCAAAGAAUAGAUGGCUGAAAGAAGGAGACAAAAAUUCAAAAUUUUUUCAUCUCUCGAUCAAGAUGCGUUGGGCUAGGAACAUGAUCAGGUCUCUUAAGAAGGAGGAUGGGACGGUUGUCUCAGGUCAGGUGCAUUUGAGUCAGUAUGUUGCUGAUUUUUAUGAAUUUUUUCAUAAAUCAGUGUCGUUGCAAUCUCACCCUGAUAUCUUCGAUAGUAUUGCUACUGUUCUAUUGGAGGAGGAACAUCUUGCAAUGGAGUUUGUUCUUUCCAAUGAAGAAAUAAAGCAGGCAGUAUGGGACUUGGAUGCAGACUCGUUCCCAAGCCCAGAUAGUUUCAGUGGAGUUUUCUACAGGAAAUGUUGGGAUAUUGUAGAGGAAGAUUUUUGCUCAGAUGUUUGUUCUUUCUUUGUGUCUGGAUACUUUCCUAAAGGUGUCAACAACUGUCUCAUUAGUCUUAUCCCCAAAGUAGAAGGUGCUUCUUCCUUGGACAAAUACCGGCCUAACUGCAUGGGAAACUUUCUGUGUAAAGAUAUUACUAAGGUGAUGGCAUCAAGGCUAAGCAAGCUCCUCCCAAAACUUGUAUCUGAAGAACAGGGGCCAUUUUAG
This is a messenger RNA of Macadamia integrifolia, 696 nucleotides long. RefSeq lists its product as uncharacterized. Bases 1 to 696 code for a protein of 231 amino acids. Lineage: Eukaryota; Viridiplantae; Streptophyta; Magnoliopsida; Proteales; Proteaceae. The record is from RefSeq and is a predicted model, not a curated record. The transcript has a single exon.